AUGAUUCUUUCGAUUUUCGCUCUUUUGAUACUACAAUUCAGUUCCACACUCGCCUGCAUGGCUACUAAUAACUCAGCUGGUGCAGCAACUUCAUCAUGUGCGGAACCAACACAGACUGCCACACCGGACGACGUACAACUGGUAUUGGAUCCCUCUGGUAGUACACUUACUGUGACUUGUACAACUCAAAUAACUUCUCAAACUUCUUCUGUCAUCUACAACGGCGUUACAACUUCUCUGUCCUCGAUAAGUAUGACAUGCUUGGAUGGCGAUUAUCUGUACACUACUCCUGCUCCGACGACAACAGUACCUGUAACGUCUGUCGGAUGUACAGCACCAACUCCAUAA
Caenorhabditis remanei is the source of this 348-nucleotide messenger RNA. RefSeq lists its product as uncharacterized. The coding region runs from base 1 to 348 and encodes 115 amino acids. The record is from RefSeq and is a predicted model, not a curated record. Lineage: Eukaryota; Metazoa; Nematoda; Chromadorea; Rhabditida; Rhabditidae. The transcript has 4 exons.